AUGGUAACCAUUGUUGCUUCUCACAGGAUCUUUCCAAAUCAAGAAACUCCCAAGGGUCGUUUAUGGUUAUCAGAUAGUGACCAAGUCGGGCGUUCAGGUCACACACCCAAUAUCUAUGUUUACGAAGCAAAACACAACGAUGAGACCAUUGAGAGGUUGAGGAACUCACUUGGUGAGAUUUUAGUGCACUACUAUCCAGUAGCUGGCAGAUUGAGCUUAGCAGAAAGUGGUCGAAUUGAAGUGGAUUGCAAUGCAAAGGGAGUGACAUUGCUUGAAGCUCAAACCACAACAUCAUUUGCUAAUUAUGACUUUUCACCUUCUGAGUAUGUCAAGGAACUUAUUCCAAAAAUUGAUUACACUCAAUCCAUAGAAGAAAUUCCUUUGUUGUUUGUGCAAUUGACAAGAUUCCAUGGUGGUCAAGGAUUUGUUAUUGGAGUGGCUUUCAGUCACCCUUUGUCUGAUGCGCUUGGUUACUUUCAAUUCAUGAAUUCAUGGGCAAAGCUGGGUCGCGGAGAGACACUAGAGCCACAUGAAUUGCCAUAUCUGGAUAGAACAAUCCUCAAACUUCAACACUCUCCUUCAACAUCACCAUGCUUUGAUCACCCCGAGUUGAAGUCUCUACCACUUAAACUCGGAUCCUCUGACAUCAAUGCUGAGCAAAGCAAGAAGACAAGUGCUGUGUUACUGAAGCUAACCCCACAACAAGUGGAAAAUCUGAAGAAGGAGGCCAAUGAAACACCCUUGAGAGAAGGGGUAAGACCUUAUAGCAGAUUUGAAGCUAUUGCUGCUCAUAUAUGGAGAUGUGCAUCUAAGGCUCGUGAACUUGAAGAGAAGCAACCAACCCUAGUUCGUUUCAACGCUAGUAUCCGCAGCAGAAUAAUUCCUCCUCUGCCUAGGAAUUACUUUGGGAAUGCUUUGGCAGCAACAGUGACACCCAAAUGUUAUGUUGGAGAAAUUAUAUCAAAGCCAUUGAGCUAUGCUGCACAGAAAGUAAGAGAAGGAAUUGAAAAGCUUACAAAUGAAUACAUAAGGUCACAAUUGGAGAUUGCGUUAGGUGAGGAGCAAUUGGAUUGCAUAAGGGCUUUUUUCUCGGGACAAGGAGAGCGUAGGAAUUCGGCUUUCGCAGGGAACCCGAACCUUCAAAUGACAAGCUGGAUGAGCAUGCCAGUGUAUGAAGCAGAUUUUGGGUGGGGAAAGCCUGUGUAUUUUGGGUUGGCAUAUGUGUUUCCACAAGACAGGGCAGUGAUUCUUCUUGGUCCACAUGGUGAUGAAACCGUUAUUGUCUCCAUGCACUUUCAAGCCGAGCACUUGCAACUUUUCAAGAAAUUCUUCUAUCAGAGUACAUUACAAGAAAAUGGUGAUCUAGGGUCAGUCAAAAGCCGACUCUAA
Sphenostylis stenocarpa is the source of this 1389-nucleotide messenger RNA. NCBI's taxonomy places the organism in Eukaryota, Viridiplantae, Streptophyta, Magnoliopsida, Fabales, Fabaceae. The record is from the annotation of a GenBank genome assembly.